CCAGGAAGUGGCAGCAGCAGCCAGAAGUUUGUUGAUUGCGGACCGGAGCGGCUCUUUAACCUUCACUUUAACCCCCUGGAAGCCUCCAGAAUGUCUGAUUUCGAGAGCAACCCCUUCGCGGAGCCUUCGGCCCACAACCCGUUCAACGACCCGUCGGUCACGCAGGCGACCAACUCCUCUCUGGAGCCGGUGGACGCCUUCACACCGUUCUCCCCGGCCGGCCAGGACACGGCAGCGCGGACCACUCCGGCCUCCACCCAGCCGGCGGUGCUGCAGCCGUCCACCGAGCCCAGCCCUCAGGCGUCGGCGGCCGCGGCUCAGGCCAACCUGCUGCGGCAGCAGGAGGAGCUGGAGAGGAAAGCAGCCGAGCUGGACCGGCGGGAGCAGGAGCUGCAGACCCGCGGGCCCGCAGGGAAGGCCAACAACUGGCCGCGGCUGCCCAAGAGUUUCCCCAUCCGGCCGUGUUUCUACCAGGACUUUGAGGAGGAGAUCCCGCCCGAGUACCAGCGGGUCUGCCGGAUGAUGUACUACCUGUGGAUGUUCCACAGCGUGACCCUGUUCCUGAACCUGCUGGCCUGCCUGGCCUGCCUCACAUCGGACACCGCCUGUGCCGUGGACUUCGGCCUGUCCAUCCUCUGGCUCAUCCUGUUCACGCCCUGCUCCUUCCUGUGCUGGUACCGGCCCGUCUACAAGGCCUUCAGGACCGACAGCUCCUUCAGCUUCUUCUUCUUCUUCUUCGUGUUCUUCUGCCAAGUGGUGAUCUUCGUCAUCCAGGCGGUGGGAAUCCCCAAGUGGGGCAACAGCGGCUGGAUCACGGCCUUCACCGUCAUCGGAGCGAACAAAGCGGUGGGAGCCAUCAUGAUGGUGGUGGCCGUGCUCUUCACCUUCUGCGCCGGGAUGUCCAUCUUCAUGCUCAAGAUGGUCCACAGCAUGUACCGCCGGACCGGCGCCAGCUUCCAGAAGGCCCAGCAGGAAUUCUCCCAGGGGGUUCUGACCAGCAAGACCUUCCAGACCGGCGCCGCCGGGGCCGUGUCCUCCGCCGCCGCCGGGGGGCUGAGGGGGGGCAACUAGCCGGACCGGAACCAGACCGGACCGGAUCAGGGUCCCCGGGUCGGGUCUGACGGUGGACUGAAGUCAGGAAGUCCAGGUCCAGAACCAGACCGGGCCUCCCUGGUGCUGCGACGACCUCCUGACCUACAGACCCUGAUCCAGGGGAGGCCACGCCCCCUUCCACCAUGGCUCCUCCCACCCGGGACUCCUCCCACCGGGACUCCUCCCCAUAGACACGCUGGAACGUAAUCCAGCGUCGCCGCCAUCUUGGAUGGGUCUCCUCACUCCAGGCGCCAGAGACAACCGGAGUCACCGUAGAGCGAAACUAUGCCCGUAUUUUGUACAGUUUACGGUUGCAAUAACCGGCGCAGUAUUGAAGCGAGAUCGCGUGGGAUCACCUUUCACAAGUAAGAUUGAACAAUAAUUUAGACUAUUUUACCAUUUGUAAUAUUAUAUCAUCGUAACUAAUGUUACUUACGUGUAACUGAAUCCUCAAAGCUUUGUAGUGAGCACUUCAAACCUAGAAACAUGAAACCUUUAGUUCAGAUAUAUAUAUAUAUAUAUAUAUAUAUAUAUAUAUAUAUAUAUAUAUAUAUACACAUACAUAUAUAUAUUCAUAUUCAAAUGAACAAUCAAACUUGUUUCUUUAUCAAAAUAUAGAAUUUAUUCUAUAUUUAUUUAAGAGCAUAAUACAAAGUCUUUCAGCGUAAAAGUAAGUAUUUUUAAUGUGUGACAGCGUCCUGUAUCAUAACUAAAUCUCUGCCGUUUGUAAAAAAAUCAAACCGUGUAAAAAUUGGGUAAAAUUCGGGGAGUUAUGGAUUAUUGUAGUCGGGGAUGAAAGACCCAUCCAAGAUGGCGGCCGCAUUGGAGACCCAUCCAAGAUGGCGGCCGCAUUGGAGACCCAUCCAAGAUGGCGGCCGCGCCUGAAAGUCAGCUCCAAUAGGCAGCGUCUACGUGUCUAUGCUCCUCCCACCCGGGACUCCUCCCCCUCAGAUGAUUGACAGCUUCCAGCAGAGUCACCCAGGUGAUGAAGAUCUUACCCAGAAUGCUCUGCUCUACAAAUUUUGUCCUGUUUUGUGUAACAUUGACCUGUCGUGGCUCCGGAGCCCGAACCGGGACCGGAACCGGAACCCGAACCCGGCGGCUCGGUUCUGGUCCUGGAUGCCGCAGGGCCGUUGCCACGGCGACGUCCGUCAGGACGUCACCUGAUCAUUUCACGUGUGUACAGUUCAGAUCUAAUCAAAUAUAAUUUAAUUUCACUGGAAACGAAUUUUGUAAAAACCUUAAAAAAAAUCUUUUCUUUCUUUUUUUUUUUUUUUUUUUCCUUUUGUUUGUUUUGAAACUUCGACUGAAUCUCCAAAGUUCCCUGAAAGAGUUCCUGGUUACAACAAACCAGACCUGGUCCUACAUUUUACGUCUGAAAUAAUUUAUUUCUUUUAAAUGAGCAAAUGUUUAUAUUUGGAGUUUUAAAGUCUUAAUAUUUCAGAGGAGUGUCAUUUCAUUUUCAUUUCAAAUGUGCAAAUUUUGAUUUAAGUUCUUUUGUGUUUUUGGAAUCUUUGAUUUUCACUUUUGAAAUAUAAUAUAAUUAUGUUAUAAUGUCAUUUCAAUCUGUAAAAAUGUUUUUUUAAGUCAGAUUUCAUGGUUUUUACAACUUUGCAGUUUGAUGAAAUCAGAAUUUCCUCUAUUUUUGUGCUAAUUGGGGCCCCCCCAGACCGGGGCCCCUCAGACAGACGGGGCCCGAGAAAGCUGGAGCCGGCCCUGCUCCCUGGCAGGUCUGAACCGGUUUGAACCGGUUGGAUCCAGAACCGAUGGCUGUGAUGUUAGAUGGUGGUGUAUCAGAGUUGGAUAACUGGUCUAAUAAAAUGCCUUUGCUCUUUUAAAA
This is a messenger RNA of Cololabis saira (Pacific saury), 2932 nucleotides long. RefSeq names its product secretory carrier membrane protein 2 (gene scamp2). The transcript is spliced from 9 exons. The record is from RefSeq and is a predicted model, not a curated record. Lineage: Eukaryota; Metazoa; Chordata; Actinopteri; Beloniformes; Belonidae. The coding region runs from base 91 to 1071 and encodes 326 amino acids. Gene Ontology annotation, biological process: protein transport. Gene Ontology annotation, cellular component: recycling endosome membrane; trans-Golgi network membrane.